AUGGCUUUCGGGGUUCUGCAGAGUGAGAAGGUUCCCUUUCCAGUUGGUACUGUGCUUCUAGAGUCGACCACUUCGGCAUCCUCAACACUUGGAGCACUUGGCAAGAUAAAUCUUAGUCCACUUCCGUCGUCUUCUCCACGAGAUCCUCUUAAUUGGUCUAAGGUUCGCAAAGAAUUAUUCUUCCUUGUGAUAAUCUUCGGGUCAUGCCUCAACGGGGUUCUCGGGCCAGUGCUUGUGCCUGCAUUCGGCAUUAUACAGACCAGCCUCGAUAUUUCGCUGACCAAAGUCUCACUUCUCAACGGCGCUCUCAUCAUGGGCCUAGGGCUGAGCUCUUAUCUCUACCCGAUUCUAGCAACGGUAGUCGGAAAGAGGCCAGUAUUCCUGCUCACAUCCGUCAUCCUUGUGGCUUCGAGUUGUUGGGGAGGUGGUGCGAAGUCGUAUAGCAGUCUGCUGGGGGCACGUACUGUACAAGGUCUCGGUAUGGGCUCUUUCCUCAGCCUCUCAGGAACCGCGUCGAUAAACGAUGUCUUCUUCGUCCACGAGCGGGGUUUCCGAGUCGGUCUGUGGAAUGCUGCUGUUAUCGUUUCGAUAAACGUGGCUCCUAUAAUUAGCAGUCGCAUCAUUGUCGCCUGCGGAUGGCGAUGGGCCUUCUGGAUCCUGGCUAUUAGCUUUGGAGUUUUAGUGGGUGCAACCCUAGUCGGUAUGCCAGAGACCUCCUUCGAUCGCAAUGGGAUCGAGGGUGAAGUAGUAGUUGGGAAUGAAGACCCCGACGCCGCCAAGUUAUCUGAGCGUAACGCGACAAAGAGUGGGUUUGGGGAAGAUUCGGCCACUAUUCAGUCGUCUCUGCCGCCUGUGAGAGAGAUCGGGAAGUUGGAGAUGUUGCCAAUCACGUUUCAGAGCACGUUACAUCCUUGCCCGGCAUCGCAAGGGAGCUUCAAAGAUGCUGGUCUUUCAAUGAUCAGGGCUCUCCGGCUCCUGAGACAUCCAGCUACGAUAUGGGCCUGCAUCAUCUGGUCAGUAAUGUUCAGCUGGGUGAUCAUUCUAGGCGUUGUUGCUUCCCAAAUCUUUGCUGCUCCCCCAUACAACAUGACACCAACGGCAGUGGGAAAUUUGAUCGGCAUUCCGCCUUUGAUUGGCAGCCUUCUGGGAACUGUGCUAGGAGGGUAUUUUUGCGAUUUCGUCGCCCUUCGGCUCAGUCAUCAGAACGGGGGCGUCUAUGAGCCCGAGUUUAGGCUUUGGACCAUUUUCGUGAGCUGCAUCGUGCCCCUCGCCGUUGGAGUCUUUGGCCUGGGACAGGCAAUCUCGAAUGGAAGCUCUGCCAUAGUUUGCGGCUUCUUCCUUGCCAGCCUGAACUUCGCGAUCGGCACAGGUUGUACAACUAUCGUUGCAUACUCCAAUGACGUUUUCGGAGACGAGGCAGGAGAAGUUUUCGGCCUGGCAAUGCUGGUCAAGUCAUCUUUCGCAUUCGGACUGACUUUCAUGCUGAACGACUACUAUGCUUUCCAUGGGCCAAGAGGAUUUUUCUUCACAUGGGGUUCACUGAGUCUUGGUUUAACGCUCUUUGGUACAAUACCUAUGUAUAUCUAUGGGAAGAGGGCCAGGGCUUGGGCUAAAUAG
Exophiala aquamarina CBS 119918 is the source of this 1617-nucleotide messenger RNA. RefSeq lists its product as uncharacterized. Gene Ontology annotation, molecular function: transmembrane transporter activity. The transcript is spliced from 2 exons. The coding region runs from base 1 to 1617 and encodes 538 amino acids. The record is from RefSeq and is a predicted model, not a curated record. Gene Ontology annotation, biological process: transmembrane transport. NCBI's taxonomy places the organism in Eukaryota, Fungi, Ascomycota, Eurotiomycetes, Chaetothyriales, Herpotrichiellaceae.